This is a messenger RNA of Schizophyllum commune H4-8, 387 nucleotides long. RefSeq lists its product as uncharacterized. Lineage: Eukaryota; Fungi; Basidiomycota; Agaricomycetes; Agaricales; Schizophyllaceae. The record is from RefSeq and is a predicted model, not a curated record. Bases 1 to 387 code for a protein of 128 amino acids. The transcript has 2 exons.
AUGACUGCACGACCCCCGCCACGCACACGCCCCAUCCACACUCGCAAACUUGUACUGAUUAUACUGUCCUCCCUAUCGCACCGCACCUACGGACUCGAGAAUCGCGCCCGCGCCCACGUCGUAUUACUAGCUCUCGCGCCAGCACCACCACCGCACCUAAGGCUACCGCCCCGCGCAGGGGCCAGCCGCAUUCCGUUUUGUGGAGAGGAACCCAGAGACUCGGAGGACCCGGUACCCGUUCGUUUCGCGGCAUCUGUAGAUCCAGGUGUACAUAACAUUCCUUUUGAAGCGUGUGGACUCGCAAGCCAACCAUCUUUCGUCCUCGACCGCGAGUCGCAUGGCUAUUUUCGAGAAUGUAUCCUUAUUCCUUUCGUACGUAGUAAAUAG